AUGAAAUUCGGCCUUCUACUCUUCCUUUUAUUCGUCUUGUCUACAAUUUCUCCUAUUAUUACUAAUGAAUUAUUUCAACAAACACUUUUUAAUACUGAUGGUACGCUUCAAAAACUUCGACAAAAAACUGCUAGUAAAUAUCGCAAUUUAAAAACAAAAAUUUCAAAUAAUAAUAAUCGACCAUAUCAACCACCUAUUGUUAUAUCUGAUACUACGCAAAGGCGUCCGGUUAAUCAGGCAAAUACAAAUAACAUUACUCAUGCUACUAUCAACAAUAUCUACUCAACAUCGUCGAUGGCUGAAGACUAUUGUCGAGAUUUUGGCCCAACAUCAUCUGUAUUACUGUUUGCUUAUCGCGGUAGUUGUUAUUCGUUAACAAAUCAAGCUGUAACAUGGUCGCAAGCUGAUAAUUUAUGCCAAAGUCAUUUUCAUGCUACUACAAAUAAAAAUCAAGGUGGUUUAGCAUUAUUUGAAGAUGCUAUUGAAUUUGAUUAUAUUGGACAAAUUAUUGGCAUAUUUAAUCAAUCAGCGACCGAAUUUGGAGCGUAUAUUGGUUUUAGUUACCGAAAUCAAUCAUGGUUGUGGUUAAAUGGGCGUCACGUAAAUUUUUCUGAAACACCACCAAGUGUUAUUGCACCAAAUAAUCUUAUUUUUCCUUAUCAACAACAAAAACCAUGUGGCAAAAUUGAACUAUUAAGACCCAAUGAAACGACAAGUCAUUUUGGUUUAAUGCAGCAAGAAUGUACAAAAAUUGAACGUGCACUUUGUAAAAUUAAAGUGGAUCAUUGUUUUGAAAAUGAUCUUUGUGGCAUACAUGGUGUAUGUAAUAAUGAUGGAACAACAUUCCGUUGUGAAUGUGCUUUUCUUUACGAUGGGAAAUAUUGUGAUAAAUAUAGUUCAGAAGCAAUACAAGUUAUUGCAGCUUGUCUAUUUAUUGGUUUAGCUUGUAUUGGUAUUUGUGUAUGUAAACGAUCACAAAAAUAUAAAAAUAAUUAUCGAAAAAGACAAAUACAAAGACGAAAUGAAAAUAGUGAUAAAUAUGUUACUAAUGGUUCAUCAGGUGGCAAAUGCCAACAGUUAUUUGGUAAAUUCAUGGGUUCGUCUCAGUCAUCAUCUUCAUCAGACUUUAAAAAGUCGUCUCUUCCACCUCCAUUACCUAAUCCUCGUCCAAAUAUUACAAAAUUUCCAAAGCGUCAUCGUCCAAAACCAAUUAUGGAUGGUUUACUCACAUUUAUACAAUCAUUUUUAACUGUUACUGUUGCUGGUAUAUCAAUCGUUUAUAUUUGUGUUCAACGUGCCAGUUCAAUAUAUGAUGAACAUACUGAAAAAUCGAAUAAGAAUUUUUCAGCAAAAAAUUAUCUAUGCCAUUUAAUUGGCUCGAAUAAUUCCAAUCAAAAUAUAAUCAUGUUACCAUUAUCAAUUGUAUUAACAGUACUUCUUUUUCUAAUUCAUCAAACAAUAAAUGUUGAUAAAAAGAAAAGUUAUUUUCAAAAUUUAACAUUUCCAAUUAUUGUUAAUCCAUUUCAAAAGUCGAACCGUUUUCAUACAAUAAUUGUAUUUGCAAUAAUAUCGAAUCAACUAAUGACAUUACUAUACGAAAUAUUAUUUUCAUCGAAUUUCAAUUUUCAUCAUGGAAUAUUAUUUGAUUUAGUACGUCGUUUUGGUUUAAUUAUACUUUAUGGUAUAAGAUAUUUUCCAAUAUUAUUAUCAUUGAAUGUUCAUUCAUUUUUAUCAACUUUUUUUACAUCACUAUUUUUAACAUUCGAUUUAUUAUUAUCAGUUUAUUAUGAAGCUAAUUGUAUUAAUUCAUUAACAUCAAUGAUUGGUUUUAAAACACGUCCACAAAUCGAAAUGUCACGCAUAAAUUAUUUAUUAGUUCGAUGUCUUCCACAUUAUGUUGCAUUAGGACAUAUUAUGGCAAGAUUUUAUACAUUAACAUUACGAAAUUUUUUUAUACUAUGUAAAGGUAAUAGUGAUCGAUGGAAUACAAUGGCUAAUUCAACGUAUCAUACAACAUCAAUUGAAUAUGAUAAUGAUUGGUAUUAUACAAAAAGUUUAUUAGUUAGUAAACGAAAAUCUUCAUCGACAAGUUAUUAUUUAUAUGCUCAAACGUUGCAUGAAGAAAAAAAUUGUUCAUGCAUACAAAGUUUUACUCAUUUAUUUUAUAAACCAAAAGCAUAUUUUCGUUUUUCAUUAUUAGUCUUAUUUACAUAUACUGUUUCAUUUCUUGUUUUAUAUUAUUUAACAUGUUCAAUUAUAUUUUCGAGUACAUUUACAUUAAGAAUCGUUAUGAAUUUAACAGGAAAUAUUAUUAUUAAAUUAAUUAAUAUGACAAAUUUCAAUUUAUCAAUAAAAUCAUUGGAAAAUUUAUCAUUUCAAAAUGAAAUUUAUAUGUCAUGUUUAUUAUCAUUUUUCAUUUAUGUCAUACAAUUAUUACUUGGUUUGAAAAAAUAUCAAACCGAUAUGUUAGAUUAUUAUCGAGGAAAAUACUAUAGAAAUAAACAAGAUUUUCCAUCGUCAACAUGCAUUCUACAAAAAUCGUUUCAUUAUUCUGGUUAUCAAGUUGGCUAUUUAGCGUAUGGUUUUAUUAUGAUCAAUUAUUUUAUGUUCAUAACGUGUUUAACUUGUAAAUUAUUAUUUAUACAUCCAUUAUUAACGAAAAUUCUUCUGAAAAUUAUUGCACCAAUGGUUAUUCUAUUUGCAUUGAAGCAUGUCAUUGUACAUUGUUUAACAAAAUAUUUUUUCUCAAGAGUUAUUAGAUCACAUAGAAAAUCAAAACAAAAUAUUCAAAAUGAUAGCAAAGAUGAGCACGAUACUUAUAUCGAAAGACCAGAUCAAGCAAUUUAUUGUGAUUCAACUGGUUCAUCAACAUUAACUCCCAACGAUGACGAUGAUGAUGAAGAGUCUGAUUUAUUUACACUAGAAAAUCGUCAUGCUUAUUUUCUAUUUGUUUAUUUCAAUUUUUUCUUUGAUUGCUUUCUUGGUAUAGUAUCAUGUGUAUCACGCUUAGUGAAAUCAGGAAUUGCUCUUGUACUUUUUAUGCCGAGACUCGAUUAUAGUAUAUUUGGAAGAAGUUUAGAAACAAUUGAUAAUGGCUAUACAGCAUAUACAUCUUAUCUCUAUGUUGAAGCUAUGCAUACACAUCCAAUUUUAAUUACAUUUACACAAAUUAUUUAUAUGAAUAUACUUGAAAAACGACGACGACAAAAACAUUUUCUAUUAAUUGAUGAAAAACAAAUAAUAGAACAAAACAGACGAAAAUGUUUACGUUUUCGAUGGUUUCUACUAAUAACUUUAAUGAAUAAUUUAUCAUUGAUAUCAACACGACGACACCAUCAAAAACUGACAAUAUUUAGACACCCUCAGAAAAUCAAUGAACGGACUUUUUCCGGUUCAUUAUUGUCAAAAGGAACGGUUACAGUUAAUAUGUGCCAGUGA
Messenger RNA from Rotaria socialis, 3438 nucleotides. The record is from the annotation of a GenBank genome assembly. Lineage: Eukaryota; Metazoa; Rotifera; Eurotatoria; Philodinida; Philodinidae.